This is a messenger RNA of Hemiscyllium ocellatum (epaulette shark), 3542 nucleotides long. Its product is annotated as putative ferric-chelate reductase 1. Bases 16 to 1848 code for a protein of 610 amino acids. The transcript is spliced from 16 exons. Gene Ontology annotation, molecular function: oxidoreductase activity, acting on metal ions. NCBI's taxonomy places the organism in Eukaryota, Metazoa, Chordata, Chondrichthyes, Orectolobiformes, Hemiscylliidae. The record is from RefSeq and is a predicted model, not a curated record.
CAUUUCUUGAAAAAAAUGGAAGGGCGUAGUGAAAAGAAUGUUAGCAAGAGACGUCCUGGUGAUAAAAUUGCAGGUGGUGAAUGCAAAAGAAAAGCCAUAACACUGGAAGAAGAGAUGAGGAGACACACUUGGUUUCUGUUGUUCUCUAUUGCUGCCACCUUCCCAGUGUAUGUUCUGGGAUAUUCUAAUGGGGAGGUUGAGAGUGCCUGUGCUAGCAUGCGUCCCAGCCAUGGUGGAAAUACUGCACAAUCAACAGAUGCACCUUAUCAAAUUAUUGCAAAUAGCAGCAGAUUUAACCCAGGGGAUAUAAUCCAAGUGACGCUGCGGAGCAAUCCAGGGACCAUCUUCAAAGGAUUUCUGCUGGAGGCUCGAGCAGCUGGCUCUUCAUCACAAACACCACUUGGCACCUUCACUCAAAGUCCUGAAGAUGCUCAACUCCUUGACUGCCCGAUUGAUGGCACAACCUACAGAAGCUCUGCUGUAAGUCACAGGUCCGCAAGUAAUAAAAUAGAGAUCAUUGUCAAUUGGAUUGCAUCGGAUACAGGGAACAUUCAAUUCAGAGCCACUUUUGUGCAAUCAUUUUCAACAUUUUGGAUGAAUGUCAGAAGUGAGACCAUUGAAAGAUCUGGCAGCAAUGUGCCUCCUUCUACUAUGACCACUCCUCUGAACACCAUCACUCUAUCUCAGGGGAUCUCUAGUAAUGGAUGUGGCAGCACCAAAUUUUGCUUCAGUAACCCUGCACAGUGCAAUCCAGCCAGUGAUCCAAACUGUUUCUUUAUGUCAUCCACUCCAAAGGGUAGCCAAGGCUUGCAAUUUGAAAUGAGUGGAAGGUCAACUGGCUAUAUCUCGAUUGGUUUUUCAGAUGACCAGCUAAUGGGAAAUGAUGAUAUCUACAUUUGUGGUAUGGAUGUCUCUGGGAAUAUACAAGUACAGCGUGCCUAUUCCACAGGAAGAGUGCGUCCUCGCAUAGAACCACUGGGCGAAGUGGACAAUAUGACUGUUGCUAAUGAAAAUGGAAUCAUUCAGUGCACGUUUGUCACAAGAAACAACAUAUCAACAGUACAAAGAGCUGCCAAUAAUCAGUACUACCUAUUCUUUGCGUAUGGGCCUUCAGCUCGUGGGCGAAUAACGCUGCAUUCAGAGAUCCCAUUCAUCUCAACAGAGAAAGUGGAUGUUACAGUUGUACAGUUAAUUGGUGGCAACAAUAACAGAUCAAUUCUCAUCAGGACUCAUGCUGCACUGAUGUUAAUAGCCUGGAUGACGGUUGGAAGCAUUGGCAUGAUAAUUGCCAAAUUCCUUAAGUGCCUUGGUGGCCAAAAGAAGAUUUUGGGCAAGAAUCUUUGGUUUCAGCUUCAUUGGACUCUGAUGAUACUAACUGUUGUUCUAACAAUCAUUGGCUUUGUGCUGGCUUUUGUGCAGGUGAAAGGGUGGAGUGCUAAUGCUGGAGCCCAUCCCGUGUUGGGCUGUAUUGUAAUGGGCCUCUCACUGAUUCAACCCACUGUAGCCUUUUGCCGACCUUCACCAGAUCACAAGAGACGAUUCAUUUUUAACACUUUUCACGCCUGCAUGGCUUUAGUCAUUAAAAUCCUUGCAGUGGCAACUCUGUUUCUAGGGUUCAAAUUGAUCGGAGGAUCAGAAAAUUCUUGGAUGGUGAAGGUCUUGGGAGGAUUUGUUGGAUGGGGAGUUCUGAAUUAUAUCCUGUUUUGUAUAUGCUGCUGUUGCAAAGGAAAAGCUUCAUACAUCAAAUGCCAGAAGAAGGUGGAACCCAAUGUGAUCCUACUGAUUGUGUACAUAUGCGGAAACUUGGCAUUUCUGAUAGCUCUUCUUGUGGGAAUCGGACAGAUUUAAAAUGGCAUUUGGAAGCGAGACCACAAUGGAUAUAUGUUAACGUCAUCAUUAUUAACAUGGAUAUACAUUGGUGCAACAUCACUAUAUCGCUACAAGCCUCGAGCAUGAGAUAUGUCCUAAAUGUACAUCUCUCAGAAGAAAAGAAAUAUAACAUGAAUACAACACAGUUCCAUAUUUGCACAAUAGCUAAUAUUUGAUUGUCAAACAUAAUUAUUUCCUAAAUUCUCUCAUGAUUCAUUGCAUCAAAAGACCAGGGAAAUAUUUUAUUAAAUCAUGAAGUAUAGCCAUCAUUGCAUAAAACCAUCAUAUGCAUGGUAUUAUAAAUUCUCCCGCUCAUUGAAAUGGUAGCAAUUAAUUAGAAGUAAUUAUUGUAUUGCGAUUAUUUUUAUUUAGUGUUUAAUAGUUUGCCACAAAUUGUGUGGCAACAUCAGGGAAAUUUGUGGAUGAGUUAUUGAGACAGAAUCGCAGGACUAAUACAGUGGAGAAGGAGUCCAUUCAGCUCAUCAUUUCUGCAUCAACUCUCUGAAUGAGCACUAUGCCUCAAUGCCAUUCUCCUGCCUUUUCCUCAUAAUUCUGAAAAUUGUUUCGAAUAACAUAAUCAUCUAAUGUUCUCUUAAAUGCCUCAACUUAACUUGAGUCUCGCCACUUUUCUAGUCAGUGUAUACCAGAACCUAAGCUACUUGCUACGUGAUUUCUUUCUCUUUGCUUCUUUUACAAAUUACCUUGUAUCUGUGCCCUCACUUUAUGCCCUUUAUGAAAAGGAAUAGUUUCUCCAUCUUUACUCUGACCAGCUCUGUCAUGAUUUAAAGAAAGUUGAUCAGAUCUUUUCUUCACCUUUUCCUCUCUGAGGAAAACAGUAUCAACUUUUCCAAUCUCUCUUCAUGACUGAAAUAUCUCAUCUCUAGAAUAAUUCUCAUAAACCUCUUCUGCAAUCUCUCAGGCAGACAAUGGAAGCUGAAACCUCGUGUAUCUAUUGGUGAUAAUGUACCUCAUUCACAUCACUUGUAAAUUUAUUGAGUUCUAUUUUUAUAGCAGAUUAAGGGAUUUUAAAGCAAAUUUCAACUCGGUAAAUAUUUAAAUUCUUUUAUAAGAGUGUGAUUCCGUUUUCCUUCUCUCUUUCUACUGGUGAUCGUUUCCCACUCUUCUGAAUCAGUUGUUUGAAUAUCAUUCCAUAGGACAGUUAUCUGACUGAGUUCAGCCUGAUCGGCUAUUAAACACAUCUGAAUCUUGACCAUAAUGUCUGCUGAGUGAAAGUUAAAUUGAAGCAUACAAGCUCUUUCUUGUUUAUCUAAUGUCCACAUGUACUUUCAAUAGUGCCAGCUGUCUGUCUUUUUGAGGAAAAGGGCUCUUUGACAUGAUUGUCAAAUAGAAUAAGCAGAAAAUACAUUGUUAAUCACCAUUCAAAACUUCUUUAUUGAUGAUCAGACACAAAACUAAACUGAAUGCCAAAGCCUGAGUGUUUCAGCAGUUGAAAUAAAUCAAGAAUAUUUUGUACACAAAUACCAGUGCCAUUGAGGUCACAAUGUACUUAAGGUAGUUGGAAUCAAACACCAGUUUUUGUUUUAAAUUGUUAAUAGAAAACUUAUGAUUCUUAACUUAUCAAAAUAAUUGUUUUUACUGUUUAAUAGCAAACUGUGUAUCUAAAAUGUAUUUUAAAUCAAGGUUUUGAUAAAACACAUUAUUCUCUCAAGUCA